This is a messenger RNA of Pediculus humanus corporis (human body louse), 1449 nucleotides long. RefSeq lists its product as uncharacterized. The record is from RefSeq and is a predicted model, not a curated record. The transcript has 3 exons. Gene Ontology annotation, molecular function: protein binding. NCBI's taxonomy places the organism in Eukaryota, Metazoa, Arthropoda, Insecta, Psocodea, Pediculidae. Bases 1 to 1449 code for a protein of 482 amino acids.
AUGAGGAUACCACACACGAUAAGUUUAAAUUAUUUUAAAGAAUAUACGCCGUCGGAAGUUGCCGCCAAUUUGAUAACGGAUUCGAAAAGAAAAAUCAAAUCGGAAAAUGUUACGUGGGACGAAUUCCUGCCUCCGUCAUUAAAGGAAUUAUGCGUGAAAGUAAUCGUUGAUAAUUUCGAAAACAGAAUAUUGUUGAAAGAAUUACCCCUUUGGGAUCGUAAUUUCCUUUUGGAAAUAUUACCAACGGAUCUUCCUCUUCCCCUCGUCGUGACUCACAUAGACAAUGGGAUUUAUUGGAAAAGAAAAGUACAGGAUAGAUGGAAAAACGAAUCGAAUUAUUGUUUCGAUCUUGAAAACGCUUUGACGCUGUGUAGAAUGACGAAAGAGUACGUUCAGAAAUUAAACAUAAGAGAAUUGAAAGCGUCGCACGUUGAUAACGACGUGGAUUUAGAAGAUGAAGACGUGGAACUUUUUUUAAGCGAAAAACCCGUUAAUUGCAGUCACAUUGAUCUCUCGCCGAUGAUAUCCGAAUUUUCUAAUUUAACCGAACUCGAAGUUAAUUUCGGAAUGAGAAACAUCGGUGAUAAUUACAAGGAACAUUAUUUUAAAUUAUCCAUUGAGGAUUGCGAGAAUUUAGGUAAAGGGAUAUCGUUGUCGGAUAAAUUGAAAUCGUUAAAAGUUCAAAGUUGCAAUUUGGACGACGAAAGAUUGAAAGCACUUUUAACGAAAAUGGAUGAAAAUAAUUCGAUAGAAUCGAUCGAUGUAUCGAAUUGUUUGAUAACGGAUUCGGGAGCGGAAUCAAUGGCGAAAUACAUGAAAAAUCACGAAAAUUUAAAAAUUUUAAAUUUAUCAAAUAAUAGAAUAGAAGAAAAUGGCGUUUCACUACUCGCUUACAUGAUUGCUCGUCCGGACACGAGCCGAUUGGAACAUUUAAAUAUAAAAUUCAAUCCGUUCGGAGAUCAGGGACUCAAAUAUUUGGCAUCGGCUUUGGUACGGGAAAAUCCGACGAUAAAAAUCUUGAACGUUUCCUGUUGUUCUCUCGGUUCCGAAUCCGGGAUAUACAUGGGAGAAGUUUUGAACAGAAACGAAAUACUCACGGAUUUGGACAUGAGUAAUAAUUAUUUGGGAAACGAUGGAGGUACGGCGUUGGAAUCGGGAGUGGAAAAUAGCAAAACGAUACAGUUUUUGGAUUUGAGAGAAAAUGGCAUUUCCGACGAUACGUUGACUCGGAUAAACGACAGACUUUUUUUCAACAGGAUAAGGAGUCGUAAGGGUGAGAAGGGAGUCGUUCGCGAAUUGAAAUUGAUAGCGAAAAGAGAAAUGGAGGAGAAAUUAAGAUUGGAAAAAUUAGCAGAAGAAGAAGCGAGAGCUGCCGAAGAGGAAGCCGCACGAAUUGCUGCCGAAGCGGCCAGAGCAUUAAGAGAAGCACCGGAAGUACUGGAAGAUUAA